Ctenopharyngodon idella (grass carp) is the source of this 787-nucleotide messenger RNA. RefSeq names its product claudin d (gene cldnd). Gene Ontology annotation, biological process: cell adhesion; bicellular tight junction assembly. NCBI's taxonomy places the organism in Eukaryota, Metazoa, Chordata, Actinopteri, Cypriniformes, Xenocyprididae. Bases 40 to 666 code for a protein of 208 amino acids. The record is from RefSeq and is a predicted model, not a curated record. Gene Ontology annotation, cellular component: bicellular tight junction; plasma membrane. Gene Ontology annotation, molecular function: structural molecule activity. The transcript has a single exon.
UUCGUUUGAUAGACUGAUUUUUGCACGCACAAUAACGUAAUGGCGUCUGCUGGACUUCAGAUUUUGGCCACUGCCCUCGCGGUUAUUGGCUGGUUGGGAGACAUCAUUAUCUGCGCGCUCCCCAUGUGGAAGGUGACGGCGUUUAUUGGCACUAACAUCGUGACCGCACAGAUCUUCUGGGAAGGCCUUUGGAUGAACUGCGUGCAGCAGAGCACAGGUCAGAUGCAGUGCAAGGUCUACGACUCCAUGCUGGCGCUACCGCAAGAUCUCCAGGCCGCUCGUGCUCUUGUUAUCAUCUCCAUCCUCGUGACCUUCCUGGGAGUUCUUCUGGCCGUCGCUGGAGGCAAGUGUACCAACUGCAUUGACGACCGGGACGCCAAAGCCAAAGUAGGGGUCGCGGCCGGGGUGUUCUUCCUGGUGGGUGGUGUUCUCUGUCUGAUCCCGGUCUGCUGGUGCGCUCACACAGUCAUCCGAGACUUCUACAACCCCAUCCUUUCUGAGGCUCAAAAGCGGGAGCUGGGAGCGUCGCUGUUCAUCGGAUGGGGCGCGUCUAGUCUGCUGCUUAUCGGAGGCGCGCUUCUCUGUUGCCAGUGCCCGAAGAGUGAGGGUCGUGGUUAUUCCGUGAAGUACUCCGCUCCGAGGUCUGCUCCAGGGGCCUAUGUGUGAAACUCCGUCUUUAUGAACUAAUGACAAAUUCUCCUGUUUGUAAAGGAAGAGAUAUGAACUUAACUUUCUGGUUUUUCAUUACUAUUUUAAUGUAAUAAAUAUCAUGGUUUUUUUUUAAAAA